CUACCUAAUGUACAGUACUGCAUAACACGCAACAAUUGCUACACUACACUCGCAACCUGGUGAUUUAUGUACUAACCAGCAUUUCAUUGCUUGGCACUUUCUCACCAUAUAAAGUGGUGAGCACAUGUCCUGUUAGUCUUCAGUAAACUGUACAAAUCGACCUCAGUGUAUUUACUGUACAUAGCAACGUCAUACUACAGCGACCGGGUGAGCAAACAAAAUCCAACCUCUGCGAAUCAGACCGAACAGUAGUUAAUCAAGCAACAUGAAGUGACAAUAAUCAAUAUCAGCAAUGGAUUGAUUUGGUUCCACUUAGUGUACAAAGAGGUGUUAGCAACAUGUGAACCCUUGACAUGGGAUGCUCUUCCUCAAGUACUGCAGUCGAAGACACGCCUCAUGUGAAUACCCCCGUGAAACGCGGCACCAGGAAGCUCGUUGGAUUGCCGGAGGAAACAUUUGAACUGGAGGAUACGGUACCAAAGGCAUCUGAAACCGUCUCCGAAGCAUAUCACCGACUGGAUGAGGAAAUAUGUAAAAUUGAAAGCACAUGUGCAGGUCCUCGGCUUUUGACAGCGGAAGCUUGGAUUGAUCAUUUAGCAACAACAUUCAAGCAAACCCAUAUCAGUAGCACGAUGCUUCAGCGCGAAAACAAAUUUGCGAUGGAUGUGACUGUCGUCGAAAUUCCCAACGGAAUUCCUGUACUUUCCAGUCCAUCCGAAUCGGGUGUGGAGGUUUCCGACCGUAGCCGCGAUGAUACGGCUAAGGUUCGUCAUUUGGCGUUGAAGCUAGAUGUUGCUCUGGAUCCAGUGAAAGCGGCUCGGCACGAAGAAUUCAUCGCUCGGAUUUCCCGUGCUGCGAUGGCUCUCGAAGCAGGAAGUUUUCAAACCGACAUGGUUGACAUUUCCCGAAGACGGGCCCAAAAUCUACGUCGAACUUUUGCGCAACUUAAGGCACUAUAUGCAGAGCUAGACUAUCUGAUAGCUUCUGCAAACAAUGGCUCAUACAGUUCGCUGAACGAGCAGCGUUUGGACGGAGAGCUGGAAUCAGCGAGGGAGAUCCGUGAUCGAUUGGGUGGUGUAUGUGAACAGUGGCGGACGGCAGCUUCAAUGAUACGAGCUUCGGCAAACGGGAUGUUACAAUCGGUAGAAUUUUGGAAUCUUGUUGGAAGUUCGAAAGAUGCUGCCGAAAAGAUUUCCCUAGCAUUGGAUAGUAGAACGGCUUGUCAUGGAGCUUUAAUAGCGAUGGAGGCGGCUCAGGAUGCGCUUCCACAAGUAGAGAUUCCUUUCGUUACAGUGAGACAACAAUCUGCCUUGAAGCACGGGCUUAUUUAUAUGUUAACUGAUAUGGCUAACCCGGCGCGAUAUAGACACACUAAACAUGUGCUGGAAGGAUUUCUAAAAAACGUUGAGAUGUCGGUUCGCUGGGUUCACGACACUUAUAGUGAUACAUUGAAGAAAGAUCUCCUUGAGGCAGACCAAUCGGUGCUUUCGAUUGCUAAACAACUGAGGGAAAUAAGAACCAACUACCUAAGACAACGAUUGGGGUCCAAAGUUUACGUGCGGCCUGCUUUAAGACAGGUUGAAUUUUAA
Molecule: messenger RNA, 1589 nt
Organism: Topomyia yanbarensis
Lineage: Eukaryota; Metazoa; Arthropoda; Insecta; Diptera; Culicidae
Gene: synr
Exons: 3
Coding region: 354-1589 (411 amino acids)
Source: RefSeq, a predicted model, not a curated record